AUGUCUUCAAUACUGCUAUACAGUCUCAUGCCGAGGGCCCAGUCCUCCGGCGGUGAGCUGCUACCACGAUUGAACAACGAUGUUACAUUGGAUAUCAACCCAUUGCCUGUGGCCCAGCGAAGAGGCCUCAUUGCAGUUUCGGUUAUGGCAUUCCUCUCCUUUAUUUCCACCUUGUCUCUGCUUGCUUUCAUUACCUAUCGACUCAUUUUCUGGCGGAAAAACUACCAGAGAUACAUUGGUUACAACCAGUAUAUUAUCUUGAUUUAUAACCUGAUUUUGGCGGAUUUCCAGCAAGCCCUCGCCUUUUUGAUCUGUGUGAAAUGGAUCGCUACCGACCAAAUCAAGUCCGGCACUGCCGCAUGCUUCCUACAGGGUCUUUGGCUCCAGAUUGGAGAUCCAGGUAGUGGACUUUUCGUGCUUGCCAUUGCGUUUCACACCUUUUUGCUGGUCGUUUGGGGCCGGAAGAUGUCUCACAAGGUUUUCAUCUCCUUCGUCAUCGGCGUGUGGGUAUUCAUUGCCGUUAUUGUGAUCAUUCCUCUGGCAGCAUAUGGUGCAGAUGUGUUCGUUCCCUCCGGUGCCUGGUGUUGGAUUAAUGAAGAGUAUGAGACAGUCCGUCUCUGGACUCAUUACAUCUGGAUUUUCGUGGCCGAGUUUGGUACAGUGUCUUUGUACGCUAUCAUGUAUUUCCAGCUCCGACGACAGAUUGCUGCUUCAUCUAUCCUGGGAAACAGCCAAGUGGAAAGCCUCAAGCGCCUGCGCCGCGUGGUUGGCUACAUGACGAUCUAUCCAAUCGUCUACAUCGUUCUUUCGCUUCCUCUGGCUGCCGGACGUAUGGCUACGGCAAACGGCGACACUCCUUCCCUCACUUUCUUCUGCUGUGCAGGUGCUAUAAUUACCAGCUCCGGCCUGGUCGAUGUCGUUCUAUACACUCUCACUCGCCGUAACCUCAUCAUCGAUUCCGAACCCAGCCAAGACCGUUCCUACAACAAGUUCGCCAGCAGCCGCGGUCGCCACGGAGAAAACCACCUUACCACGAUCACAGCUGCUGACCCCAAGACUCGGACCAAGCUUGGUGGUAUGGACGGCACCAACCUCGACCGUGACGGCUCUACCGAUAACAUUGUCCAGACGGGCGUCGAGAUGGGUCCAAUGGGCAAGGUGUACCAAGAAACCACCAUCGAAAUCACCACCGAGCCUGCCUACCCUUCAGAAGCUGCCAGCGAGCGCUCCAGCAAAGACGACUUCAACGAAGCCCCAUCACGGAUGUGGGGACGAUAA
Messenger RNA from Penicillium cataractarum, 1278 nucleotides. RefSeq names its product protein gprC (gene gprC). The transcript is spliced from 2 exons. The coding region runs from base 1 to 1278 and encodes 425 amino acids. Gene Ontology annotation, molecular function: G protein-coupled receptor activity. The record is from RefSeq and is a predicted model, not a curated record. Gene Ontology annotation, biological process: adenylate cyclase-activating G protein-coupled receptor signaling pathway. Lineage: Eukaryota; Fungi; Ascomycota; Eurotiomycetes; Eurotiales; Aspergillaceae. Gene Ontology annotation, cellular component: plasma membrane.